UGCGCUUCAGUCCCACUAUGGCGUCUCAUCAAAUCAGGAUGGUCUUUUUCUACAGCCUUCUGUACUGGAAUUUAUCUGUCGCCGACUGGUAUCUUACAUCUGGAUUUCUGUGCUGAAAGGCGUCAAAUGUAGGCGAAAUGAAGGACGAGAAAAGCACAGUGCGGUCGCUCCAGAGCGCCGACACGGAGCGGAGAAAUGCAGCCGAUGUGGAGGAUGGCCAGGUGGGCAGCGGAGCGCCGCUGAUCCCGGUGCUGCAUGAAGCACCGACAGCCCGAGCGGGAACGGGAAUACGCGUUUUAAAGCGUAACAUGAAGAGGAACGGCAGUCGAGGCUGUGUGACGCGGAAGACGCGCUUCGGCUCUCGAGAGCGAGACUGGCUGAAGGGCGACGCUCAGCGAGGCUGUGUGUGUCUCUACGGGGCCUCGGAGCCUCAGCCUCCAGCCUCGGGUCCCCAGACCUCCACCAGCGCCCAGCCGGACCUGAAGCUGGUGCUCUGCUCCACCAACACCACCGCCGAGGAGCUGUGCGCUCAGAGAGAAGUGCAGGGCCUCUACCUGCAGCUGCACGGAGACUUAAUCAGGAGGCUGGACCCCUCCGAGCGUCCUCUUCAGAUGGUCUACGACUACCUGACUGCUAUGGGCUAUGAAGACCCGCUCCGUGUCCAGCAGGAAGCCGCCAACUCCGACCUCAGCUGCAUGAUCCGCUUCUACAGUGAGAAACCGGUGAACGCAGACCAGCAGGAGCGGACUCUUCUGAAAGGCGUGUUCAGCGUCAGGAAGGGAAAGACGCAGCUCCAUAAAUGGGCCGAGCGGCAGGUCAUCCUGUGCGGGACGAGUCUCAUCGUUGCCUCUGUCAAGGACAGCCUGACCGGCAAGAUGCACAUACUACCCCUGGUCGGGGGGAAGGUGGAGGAGGUGAAGCGGAGGCAGCACUGUCUGAUGUUCAGCUCCGCCGGACCGCAGGCUCAGACCUACUACGUUAACUUUGACACGCUGACCGACUACCAGCGCUGGCAGCGGCAGGCUUCUAAAGUGGUGUCUCAGACUAUCAGUCUGGUGGAUUUGUCCUGCUACAGUCUGGAGGAAGUGCCUGAGUAUCUCUUCUACUGCCAGGACGUCACACACCUCAACCUGCGCCACAACUUCAUGAGUCUGGACGGCCCUGGAGGACUCAUCAACUUCAGCAGAUUUGCCCAGCUGAGGAGCUUAAAUCUCUCUCACAAUGGGCUGGGCGUCUUCCCGGAGUCGCUGUGUGAGAUCCAGACACUGACGGAGCUCUAUCUGUCCUGCAACGGCCUCAGUGCUGUCCCGUCCCACCUCGAAAACCUCCAGAGCUUACAGACGCUGUGUUUGGAUGGGAAUCGCUUGGAUUCUCUUCCGGAGGAGCUGGGCAGCCUCGCGCAGCUCUGCAGCUUGGGACUCUCCUUCAAUGACUUCCCUCACGUCCCCGGCGUGGUGGAGCGCCUCUGUGCCCUGGACAAGCUGGCGAUGGCGGGGAACCAGGUGGAGACUCUGGAUCUGUUCAGCCUGCUACGAAUGACUCACAUUAAGAGUAUUGAUUUACGGUUAAAUGGCCUCCGCUGUGUUAAAAGCGAAACUCUGGAGCCGGUAAAACAUCUCACCCAGCUGGACCUGCGAGACAACCAGCUGACGUCUCUGGACCUGAGCUCGGCCUGCAGUCUGGAGACCCUGCAGUGCCAGAGGAACCAGCUGGGGGCCCUGACUCUCAGCGGCUUCACCCUGCGCACACUCCACGCCAGUGACAACCGUCUGACCACGGUGAACAUCUACCCUGUUCCCAGCCAACUCACAAAUAUGGACCUAUCAAGGAAUCUCCUGGAAUACCUGCCAGACUGGGUCUGUGACAGCAGGAAGAUUGAGGUGCUGGAUGUCUCCCAUAAUCUGCUGUCUGAGCUCCCGGCCAGACUUCUUAGCAGUCUGAGUCUGCGUAAACUGCUGGCUGGUAACAACAGGCUGGAGAGACUGGCUGACCUGCUCGACCACAUCCCACUGGAAACACUCGACCUGCAGCACAACAAGUUGCGGGAACUGCCAGAGAGCUUCUUCUACAAAGCCUUAAAUUUAAAGUAUUUGAAUGUGUCUGCCAAUGCGCUGGAGACGAUCCCUCCGAGCAGCCAAUCAGAGGAGAGCCUCAGCACCCUGCAGGAGCUCUAUCUCACAGGAAACAACCUGAAUGAGAACUGCGCUGCUCUACUGGUGGGGCAUCAGAACCUGCGGGUCUUGCAUAUGGCUUAUAACCAACUGCAGUCCUUCCCUGCUAGCAAGCUCAGUAAACUGGAGGUCCUGGAGGAACUGAAUCUGAGUGGGAACAAGCUGAAAACGAUCCCCUCCACCGUGUCCAGCUGCAAGAGACUGCACACGCUCAUCGCCCACUCCAACCAUAUCAGCGUGUUCCCAGAGGUCCUCAGCCUCCCCGAGAUCAAGCUAGUAGAUGUGAGCUGUAAUGAGCAGACAGAAAUCCUGUUGCCGGACUCUCUGCCUUCAACCCUACAAGAGCUGGAUCUGACCGGCAACAGCAGCCUCAUGUUAGAGCACAAAACGCUCAACCUCUUCAGUCACAUCAGUACUUUGAAGCUGGACCAGAAGCCAGCCGUGACCGCAGGAGACGCACAGGGCACGUCCACCCUGUGGGAUCAUGGUUACGCUGAGAUGUGUGGGCAAAGGAACAAGAAACUUGGCAUGGCAGGCCAGAAGCUCGGUGCCUCUGCUCUGCUCUGUUACAUCCAUCACGAGUCCUCCGAGCCUGGCCGCUACUUCAGCCUCACUGUGGCCAACGUAGGCACCUGCCAGGCUGUACUGUGUCGUGAUGGGCAACCUCUUGCCCUCUCAAAGGUUUUCAGCCUAGAACAAAGCGCUGAGGAGAUGGAGCGUGUCAAACUGGCAAAAGCUAUUAUCACUGAGGAUAACAAGGUGAGUGGGGUGACAUGCUGCUCACGGUUACUUGGCUGUUCCUACCUGUUUCCUUGGGUGCUUCCCAAACCCUGUGUGCACACAGAGCCUCUGUGUUCCCAGGAUGAGUUCCUGAUCCUAGGAAACAAAGCACUCUUCCAGAAGGUUUCCUACCAGGAGGCAGUGAGCACUGUGCUGGCUGUCAGAGACCCCCGCGCUGCUGCCAAAAAGCUCUGCACGCUGGCACAAAGCUAUGGGUGCCGGGAUAACGUGGGAGCAGUGGUGGUAGCUUUGCAUAUCGGAGAAGACAGCUGUACUUGUGAGCCUCCUCUCUCGAACGCAGAAGCCCGAGGACCACCUUUACCGAUCUCCGUGUCCCCUGGUGAUCCAGCCACGCCGUCAUCUAGCAGUGGCAUCGCCUCGGAGUUCAACAGCGAGAUGUCUGCUUCGGAAGUUGGCAGCGAGGCUGGGUCCACAGCUUCGGACGAGCACCCCUCUUCGGGACCAACGGCUCGUCCAGAGCGCCGCUGUAGUUUGCAUCCCACUGCUACCUUGUGUAACACAGGGCCAGUGGCGAGCUUGGGGCCAGGGGCGCACCCGGCUCUAUUCCAGCGGCAGCCUUCCAGCGCAACCUUCUCAAGCAACCAAUCGGACAAUGGACUGGACAGCGACGACGAGGCUCCUUUAGAAGGCGUCAUCUCAAACGGGAGCAAGCUUGAGGUGGAAGUGGACAUCCAUUGCUGCGCUUUUCAGCUGCGCUCCGGACCACCGGAAAGUCCCAAGGACCUGGACGGCCGGCAUGAUUCGAGGGGCUCGGAUUAUCCCAACAGCAAAAUGCGGCGGCAAAACAGCGUGGUGGUUUCAGCCACCAACGGCUGCCUGCUGGCUGUAUGUGGCCGAGAGAUCUCAGAUCUGAAGAAGUCUCCUUCAACCUCUAGUCUCUUCGGGAAGAAGCAGUCUAAUGGCUCCAUAGUGGCUCUCGAGGACAGCCACAAUAUUAUUGAGGUAGCACUGGAGGCCCCAAAAAAGAAGUCAGGAUAUUUCGCCGCACCAGCCCAGCAAGACCCGGAAGACCAGUUAAUUAUUCCACCCAGUCUGGAGCAAGAUGUGCGGGAGCAGCUGAGAGGCCAGAGCCCGGUGGUUCCCGGGCCGCCGCCGGCUCCUUCAACACUGCCCUCAGCGAGAGACCCCAACUGGGACCAUCCUCAGCCCACUGUCCCCCGUCUCCACCCCACCACCGUCCUGCAACAGGACGUCUACGACACAGCUCUAUAGUUGGUGCAAGAGGACCGCACCAUUGGAGCAUCUCCGCAUCAUAGUGCCACAUCAAAGAGGCUAGCACACUCAAGAUAAUCCAGUUCUUAUUUAGCGCCAUCAUCACGUGUAGGUCCAUGCAUGUGCGUUCUUGGGCUGAUCUGAGUCAAGAACGGAUGGAUGGAAAUGGGUGGAAAUGUCAGGACCGAUGAAAUCUUGAAGAUUGUGGAAAUACAUGGGCUAUUCCUGACCAAAAACCACAGCAUGGAGCUGGAGUACCUCAUACAUCACCAUGCGCGAGUUCAUUUCGACAUUCGCCCUUUAUAUCAAAGGUCACAGGCUUACGUAGACUUCGAUGAUCACAUUUGCCUUCUUGAGGAAAGAUACUAUCAAGCUAAACUGAGACCAAAAGAUGUGAAAAGUGCCUCUUGGAGAUGGUUGAGGUUCAGAGAGCCUUUACUGUUCUGGUGUAAGUGCAGUGUUGUUCUACCUUCCCAUAGUGGCGACUAGUCGGUAAUCUGCACUUUUGAAGUCUGUGAGGAAUAUUUCAGACGGAUUUCUUCCCCAUCUGACCUGCUGGAAACAUCCCGCUCCAUUUCAUGGAAAGGAGUGGUGGUUGUUGUGGAAAGAUGUGUUGUUGAAAAAGACCAGAACGUUCUCCGCCGCUCCAGAUCUCCUCUCUUGUAUGCAUACAGGUUCUCCCAGACAAAGCCAUGGGGGUCUCUGGGACCCUCUGCACAAUAGAAGAGUACAAUGAACCCAACGUAACAUUCAAACCCUAGAGAGGGAAUCGGUCUAGUGAUGGAGGUCAGAGUGAGAUGGAGACAGAAACUACAUCCAAUGCUCAGUGGAAGCAUCGCCACACCUUUAAGGUCAUUUGGGGAGCAAAAAGACCUCACAACCUCUCGGGUUGUUUAGAGUACUUGAAGUUUCGAGUGUGCCAUGACUACAUGACAGAGCCCAUGCUAUACAGCCUUGGGCCGUGAAUACGUCAUUGGGUCUUUGUAGUAGUGCGGUUUUGCUGUUGAUCUGAGUGAGGUUGGGAUAUUUUCUCAUUAUCUCAUAAUCAAGGAAAAAAUGAUCAGCCGACAUUUAGUUUUUUUUUUUGUAUGAGAGGUACUGGGUAUAUGAUUUAUGUAUUGUGCAGUGUGUGUGUGGGUAUGUGUGCUCUAUUUUAGCCAUGCAUGGUCCGUAUAAGGAAACAGGCUGGUUUGAGUUUGUUUUUUAUUUGAAUCAGGAGACCUGAGGAAAGAGACUAUAUUGGGUCAUUUGAGUUGGUCAUUGCCACGAUCACAGUGUCAGGGAAUUCUGAGCAGUAAAACACUGUGCUCACGGUUUGAGGAGACAUCUAGUGGUGUUUAUUGGAAACAAUAAUGUUGUUUUUUCAGGGUUUUCCCUGGAAUUAAGUUAUUUUUA
Sinocyclocheilus rhinocerous is the source of this 5579-nucleotide messenger RNA. RefSeq names its product PH domain leucine-rich repeat-containing protein phosphatase 2-like. Gene Ontology annotation, molecular function: protein binding. The transcript is spliced from 18 exons. The record is from RefSeq and is a predicted model, not a curated record. Gene Ontology annotation, cellular component: cytoplasm. The coding region runs from base 138 to 4184 and encodes 1348 amino acids. NCBI's taxonomy places the organism in Eukaryota, Metazoa, Chordata, Actinopteri, Cypriniformes, Cyprinidae.